CCAAGAAGGAGGUCCUGUUCGGGAAUAUCCCUUGCCCAUAUAAACGAGUCGCCAUCGAGCGAGGCUCCCCGUGUCCCGUCCGCCGCUCGAAGCAAUCGACUCGAACGAAGGGAUCGAGAAGAGCAGCGUCGUUGCCAGCAUCGACAUGGGUUUGCAGGAGGAGUUUGAGGAGUACGCCGAGAAGGCGAAGACCUUGCCUGACACAACUACAAACGAGAACAAGCUGAUCCUCUAUGGCCUCUUCAAGCAGGCAACUGUUGGCGACGUCAACACCGGGCGGCCUGGCAUUUUCAGCAUGAAAGACAGAGCCAAAUGGGAUGCUUGGAAGGCUGUUGAAGGGAAAUCCAAGGAGGAAGCGAUGACCGAUUACAUCACCAAGGUGAAGCAGCUGCUGGAGGAGGCUGCUGCAUCCACUUCUUAGACUCUAAAACAUAGUCCAUAUUCCUGCGUAUACAUCAAUAAACAUAUAUCAUUGUUAUUUGUUAGAUGGUUUGUGAUGUUAUCUGCACAUGUAAUAGUUUGUAGUCAUGGAUAUUUAUCGUCGGUUAAGGCUGUACGCUUUUGUGAAAACAAGUGAAUGUGAUAUCAGUUGAUGCCUGUAUGGCUCAUCUUUGUUAAA
This is a messenger RNA of Phragmites australis (common reed), 619 nucleotides long. RefSeq names its product acyl-CoA-binding domain-containing protein 1-like. The transcript is spliced from 4 exons. Bases 146 to 421 code for a protein of 91 amino acids. NCBI's taxonomy places the organism in Eukaryota, Viridiplantae, Streptophyta, Magnoliopsida, Poales, Poaceae. The record is from RefSeq and is a predicted model, not a curated record. Gene Ontology annotation, molecular function: fatty-acyl-CoA binding. Gene Ontology annotation, biological process: fatty acid metabolic process.